GUUUCAGAGGAUGUGAUGUGUUCAUUCAGCUGAUUGCUAAAAUUUGUUGAGCGGAUGCGAUGCUUAGACGGUUGGGCUUAUCCUCCUUAUGGAAACCGAAAAAUCCGCAUUCGAUGGAAUAUUUAAAAUAUUUACAUGAAAUACUUCGCAAGAACGAGCAGGUUACAGAGAAUAAUCGAAAGUUGCUGGUGGAAUGCCUGAGAGCAAUUGCUGAAAUUCUGAUUUGGGGUGAUCAGAACGAAAGUUCUGUUUUCGAUUUUUUCUUAGAACGACAAAUGUUGGAAUAUUUCCUCUCCAUAAUGAAACAAAACUGCGGAUCCUUUAUCUGUGUUCAAUUGUUGCAAACGCUCAACAUUUUAUUCGAAAAUAUACGGCACAAGACUUCUUUAUAUUACUUGCUCAGCAAUAACCAUGUUAAUUCAAUCAUCACAUAUCAUUUUAAUUUUGAAAAUGAGGAGAUCAUGGCCUAUUAUAUAUCCUUUCUGAAAACGCUUUCCUUCAAGCUUAAUGCGUGUACAAUACAUUUCUUUUUCAAUGAGCCUAAUCAGGACUUUCCAUUGUACACAGAAGUCAUCAAAUUUCGAAAUCAUUGUGAAGCUAUGGUACGCAUUGCGGUACGAACUACCACACUGAACAUAUACAGAGUGGAAGACGAAGCAAUGCGAAGCUUUGUUCGUGCUCACUCCCGGGUUUACUUUUGUGCGUUGAGCGAUUUUAUUGCUAGACAGUCGAUUGAAAUCGAUCAUUUCGCUCGGUCAGCUGAAAAUGAAUCCAGCAAUCGCAAAAGACUUGAUGCUAUGAUUGAUGAUUACCUUGAUUAUAUGCAUUACCUCAACGAUAUUUUGCUUGUGAAAGAUGAAAAACUUUCUGCUGUGCUUAUCGAAGUGGUUUUUGAAAGACUACUGGGGUCACUCUAUCUUUCAUCUCUUGGCAAUAUUCGUUUCCAUCCCACCGCUGCUAUUUUAACACCAGUUUCUACUCUUUUCUUCCUUGCUCAAUUUCUGCUGAUUGUCGAUGAUUUUCAGGCGGUACAAACACUUUUGUCGUCGUUCUUUUUCGGUGAUGGUUCGGAUGUGGAGUAUCAGUGGAUUCGUAAUGAAAAAGCAACGUGGAUUCUUACGAAUAUGAAGGCUAGAGACAUUGAACCAAGGGCAUUUUUUAACGGUUAUGUGAAUGCGCUGAUUUGUUCGAAACAUGAUCAUUCGGCUUUUUAUGGACUUAUUUUCAUUUAUGCCCUUUGUCAGAACAAAGGAGCAAGAAGAGAAAUUUUGGAAGCUGUACAGUUCACUUCCGAUAUCGUUGAUCCUUCCGGUCAUAAUUUCCUGAACGGAUUGCUGGAUAUCAUUACCAGAAGUGCUGAAAAAGACGCGUUUAUCCGUACAAUAACAGUUGAAUUAUGCUGUAUUGUCUUAAGGCAGCUCUUGUUGGUCAUGGAUGCAUCUGUAGAUGCGCAAGUAGAAUGUGAAAGAAGAGCCGAAAAAGUUAUAGCAAAUCUUGUUAGCCUGCUCACACCAUAUGUUUACUCGGAAGAAUUGUUUUUGGAAAUGUUUGAAGAUGAGUUCUAUAAUUUUGAGCGGAAUAAAAUCCAAAUUGGAAGUAUCAGUACUGAUCCAUCACUUUUGCUCCCUCCUCUUAAUACACCACUGAAUGGUGUGUCGCUUAAUAAGCGCCUUCCAUGCGGCAAUGAGGAACGAAUUCGAAAGAAUAUCCAGCUGUUUUUCCAUUUGAGGCACUUUGCGUUAGAUCUGCGUGAUGAGGAAGAAAUGCGUUUACCGAUAUCAUCUAAAACUGAUGUGUUUGUUGAAAUAAACGAUUGUAUUAACCUCGAAAACAGUGAUUUGCUUGCUUGUACGGUUGUUACGAAUGAGAAGAGUGAAAAAGUCCAUCGAUUCCUUGUUACGGAUCAAGCGCAGUUGAUAUUGGUAGAGCCAGAUAACAAGCGUAUGGGAUGGGCCGUUGUCCGUUUUGUUGGUCUUUUACAAGACACUCAAUUAACGGGUGACCUUGGAGAUGGUCGUGCUCUUCAUAUCAUUGUUAAUGAUGCAAGCAAUCGUUCAGAAAUAAACGAUACGGUUUACUUUAAUGCAAAGUUUUUAUUUGAUGAUCAUAUCCGAUGUAUGGCUGCGAAACAACGCCUUACCAAGGGUAGACAGAUGGCAAGGCAGUGUAAACUGGAUCAGAUUUGUGAUUUGUUCGGAAUCGCACGCAAGGCUUCUACAUGGCGAAAUAAUAAGAAUCCAUUUCGGAUAGUUAAAGGUUGUCCACCCGGAUCAUUACGAAGACAACCACAAGUAAACAGUCCAUGUAGCAGCGGAUCAUCCAGUGCUUCAUUAAAUAUUGUUCCAGAUGAUCCUGAACACGGUCCAGGUCCUUCAGCAAAUAAAGAUUGGAAAGUAGAAGAUAUGUAAAUCCAAGAUUGUGUAAAUGUUAUCAUGUUAAUUGUACAUCAGUGCUAUUUAUUUUAUUAUUAUUUUGCGUUCUUUAUUUGGCAAGGUGUGUCAUUUAUGUUGGUAAGGUCCAUAACAACUUAUUACUUAGUUUUCAUAUGAAAUUUAUACGGUGUCCAUAGUUUCUUCAUAUGAAUUUAUAUUUAUGAGAAAUGUUUUUCAGAGAAAUUAGCUUGGCAACAUCUAAAUCCAUUUCGAUGGAUUUCAGUUACAAGUUGUUUAUAAUAAUAUUGUUUAGAUUGUAAUUUGUUUUGUGCAUUAGUUCGGACUUGAACCAUAUGUCAG
Molecule: messenger RNA, 2732 nt
Organism: Loa loa (African eye worm)
Lineage: Eukaryota; Metazoa; Nematoda; Chromadorea; Rhabditida; Onchocercidae
Exons: 16
Coding region: 60-2408 (782 amino acids)
Biological process (GO): endosome to lysosome transport; endosomal transport; regulation of autophagosome maturation
Cellular component (GO): late endosome; endolysosome membrane
Source: RefSeq, a predicted model, not a curated record